AUGCGUUUGCUAGACGUUGAUACGCUCGAGCUGCACGAGUUCAUGGGCAGCAAUAUCCCAAAGUACCAAUAUGCUAUUCUUUCACACACCUGGGCCGAAGAGGAGGUGAGCUUGCAGGAUUUGCAGGCAGGGAGCGGCCCCUCCAAACAAGGCUACGAGAAAAUUGUUCUCACUUGCGAGCAGGCGAAGCAACACGGUUGUAAAUGGGCUUGGGUGGACACAUGCUGCAUCGAUAAGACAAGCAGCGCCGAACUCAGCGAAGCUAUCAACUCAAUGUAUCAGUGGUACGAAGAGUCGGCCGUGUGCUACGCUUAUCUUAUAGAUGUGGUCGAUAAUUUUCCAUAUGUCUUCACUUCGAAUGAAGAUGGUAAUGAGCCGCCUGCCUCUAGAUGGUUUACUAGAGCCUGGACCUUGCAGGAGCUAAUUGCGCCGUCGGAUGUUAUCUUCUAUGGUCGUGGGUGGGCGGAGAUAGGCAGGCGAUAUGAACAACGGAUUCAAGAUGCCCUCACUCACGUCACGGGGAUUCCGGAGUCUCUUAUAUCCAUACCCAGGUCCUCUUUAUCGCAAUAUAGUGUCGCCCAAAAAAUGUCUUGGGCGGCUCACAGAUUGAGCACGCGCAUUGAAGACAUAGCGUAUUCUCUGCUAGGAAUUUUCGAGAUUAAUAUGCCGCUCCUCUACGGCGAAGGCCCCAAGGCUUUCGUCAGGCUACAGGAAGAGAUUCUUAAGGAGACGGAUGAUCACUCGCUCUUGUGCUGGACCGUUCCAAGAUCUAGCCCUAGAGCAUGGUCGCUAGAAAGCGUGUUCGCGAAAUCCCCUAACGAUUUCGCAGAUUCCGGAGAUAUCGUUGGGAAUCUUUACGAUACAGGUUCACCAUCUGCAAUGACCAACAGAGGACUCCAGAUUCACGUUGAACUCGUAGAGCGACACUACCGUGUGCAUUCUCAUUUAUGUUCUAGCGAUGCUGCAACUGCUGUCUACGAUGCUAUGAUCAAUGCUUCUUAUUGGUCCGGUAUUUGUGUAGACUGGGUUUCAAUAAUACUAAUCAGAACCCCGUGGAAAGGUGAUCAUCCAUUUCGACUGCCGUUCAAUAGAUACGCCAGGUUGGCAAUACCAACGCUAGGACGAUGCGAUUCGAAGGGACCCUAUAGACUGGACGACCUAGUUCAGAUAUAUAUCAACAAAACACUUCUUCCCUGGGAACAGAAUCGGUUCGGUUCCGGGGGUGUUCAUCUACAAAACAUUUCUCUUGCGGAAAGGAUCGCACCAUUAUCCAUAGCAUCAAAACCCCAAUAUGAUGUUGACGAGUUUUGUACUGGAUUACAAAUUAAGACGGUAUACUUUUCUGGAUUACAGAAGCCGCUAUAUGAUGCUACGAAAGCUACGAAAUCUCCAACAGGAGAGAUAACGUGGUCUCCAGUUUACGGCCAUAUCAAGUUUGAAUUUGGAUCUCGACAAUCACUAGAAUACCCUUACUUUGUAAACUUUGCUGUGGGCCCUGGAUAUGGAUACAAACGAUUCAAUCUUUUCCUUAUCUGGAAUAACGAAUACAUACACUUCGGCGUUGACUCAAGUGAGUCUUCAUUAUUUGACCUAUGUCAGUCGUCUAAUUCACAGGCCGGUAUAAUACUCCAAAGUAUGUUAGAUCCGUCUAAUCCUUCAACGCAUCGAGGAAAUUGCUGGGAAAUGUAUGGCGACAUAGCGAGGGCAAGCAUACCCGUGUACGGAAGCGUAUGGAGGGUACCACGCUCUGUAAUUGAGUUCAUUCUGGGACGCGAAGACCCUUACACCAACGAUGGGGAGGCGGCAGGUAACCGUCUGCACUUCCUAAUCCGGACAGAAGAAAAAUAGGAGUCUAAAGCAUGCCGGACGCGUCUGAAUUGCAUCGCCCAUAUUAACUAUGCUAUGCUCCAAGACGAGCAUAUUCUUUAUUGAAUGCCCUACCAAUAACCAUGCGGCGUAUCUCUGAUGUUCCCGCCCCUAUUUCGUAUAACUUGGCACUAGUAGAGUGAUUAGCAGUAUAACGAUGACGACGUACAUAUGUGAUGAACUUACUCUCUUAAGAAUCUUGAUGCCGGCAUCUCUUCCACGUAGCCCAUACCGCCGAGCAAUUGUAUGCAAUCCAGCGAAGACUCGGUGGCACGCUCAGCUGCGUACAGGAUGGCGCCCGCGCAGUCCUGAGUUCUGAUCUCCCCCUCCUCGUCGACAGACUUAGCGGUAGCAUAGGUGUAUGCCCUUGACGCCUGUAGCUUCGUGUACAUGUCGGCUAGUUUUCCCUGUACAAA
Molecule: messenger RNA, 2282 nt
Organism: Daldinia decipiens
Lineage: Eukaryota; Fungi; Ascomycota; Sordariomycetes; Xylariales; Hypoxylaceae
Product: HET-domain-containing protein
Exons: 2
Coding region: 1-1848 (615 amino acids)
Source: RefSeq, a predicted model, not a curated record